Molecule: messenger RNA, 1294 nt
Organism: Ilyonectria robusta
Lineage: Eukaryota; Fungi; Ascomycota; Sordariomycetes; Hypocreales; Nectriaceae
Exons: 1
Coding region: 98-1150 (350 amino acids)
Source: RefSeq, a predicted model, not a curated record
GGCCUGGGGCGGCGGCCAACGGCGCUGCCCGAGUGGGCUCGCGUAGGAGAUUGGGCUCCGCAAUGCCAUGCGUUAGCGGACUGGGAUUGGGCUAUGAAUGGGUUGUGGAGGCUCCAGUGGAUGGGAUGUGGAGAGUGGUUUUCCUCACGACUCUCUCCUUUUCCCCCUCGGAAGGCUGGCCGAGCUGCCGAGCACCGGAUCGAUCUCGUCUAGAGGUCGUGUCCGUCCGAGAACUCGCUGGACACGAGGCGGUUUACUGGGUUACUGGGUUGCUGCUGAUCCUCCAGCCCGUCGUCCGCUUGUUCCUUGCCCGCCUCCUCGCUCGCCCGCCAGCCCGCCAUGGGUCAACGGCCGAGUGGUCUCAUUAUGCCAUUGCUCUCACACUCGCUGGCUCACAGACCUCCCGCUCCCCAGACCAUGCAGCUUCCGCAAAGAGUCCUUUUUGCCGGCCUUGUUCUGCGAGAUUGGGACGCGGGUAAUGGCUACGGUUAGUGGUCCCGAUGCUCUCGGACUCAUGCCUCGCUCGCUGCACUGUUGCUUCUGCGAGAUUUGCUCCCGGACGUUCGUCCCCGAAUCUCUCCUUUGCCUCUCCUGCGCAUGGCCGUCCUUCGGUUGGACGAACAGAAGGCCCUCUCCCCCUGUUACCUCGUGUCUGGCUUCGGCUUUUAAUUUACUAUGCAGCACUGUACCUCCGUACCAUGAAUCGGCCAUUACCACCUCGCCUUCUCCGUUGCCUUCCUUGUGGCUUCUAUUUUUUCCUCUGACUCGCCUCGCCUCGCCUCGUUUCGCCUCCUCCGUGCCAAAUUUGCCACGAACCAUGCCCUCCUCGCCACCGCAUCCUUUUUCGCUCCACCGCCAGCAUCCUUCGCCCCAAAACAGCCAACACCCGCCCAGAUGCGAACUGGUGAGACCCGGACCUGCUGCAGGUGCAAGGGGCCCUCCCCCCAAGCUCAUUUGGUGGCUUUCGUCCCAUUGUAAUUGUACGACCGGAGCAGCCUCUGUGACUAAUCCUGAACGCCCGGCGCUUGUCCGCCUCGAACCAAUUCCACACCUACCAAAUCGGGAUCUGUGCCAGCGUCGUUGGCAUCUGCACGAUCCUCGCUGGUGCGCUUCCAGUAGAUUACCGCCACUAAAUAAAGAUGUUUUUUAAUUUAAUAGACUUAUCGGCGGGAAAGGACUUUUUACGAGCGCUGUCGGGAGUAGUUCAUUUCCGCUUCAAUUGCUCCUAUCUAUGCACAGAUAACUCCGUCGAUACCAGGCCGACCUGCCGGAAUUGGCUCGAGCUACCCUGUAG